CUCAGAUUCCACUGUCAAAUUUAAACUUUAUUGAACCAUGGCUACCGGAAGCCUACUAAGUUAUUUAGUGGUUAUUCCAGCGUUGUUAACCAGUAUGUUGCUGGACCAAUCAAACCAGGAAGAAACGGGGGCCGAUCUGGGAUUUGGUUUGGAACUAAUUCUUGCCAAGUUGGAUGAAAUGAACCUCAGAAUCCUGAAUUUAGAACAACAACUAAUGAACCAAACCAUAGGUUGCCUAAAAACUCCAGCAGCAGAUCAACCAAAAGUAAGCACCAAAGUUAAACAAACAAGCACUUUUGAUGCGGCGGCUCCUCAGGAAUUUGAUGAAAGUGAAGUGUACAGGUCGUGCUCGGAGAUUCCGGACGGAAAGGCGGGGCAAUAUUUGCUGCGUCCUACGGACGACUCUAAGCCGUUCUACGCGGUUUGCGAUAAUACCUACGGAAUCGGUUGGAUGGUGAUACAGAAUCGUUUCAAUGGGUCGGAGAAUUUUUAUCGCAAGUGGAGUGACUACAAAAAUGGGUUCGGCAGUUUGGAGGGCGAAUUUUGGUAUGGUUUAGAUCGGAUUCAUCUGUUCACCAGCACCAGCCGACACGAGAUAAUGUUUGCGCUAACGGAUUCCGGUGGGAAAACUGCGAUCCCGAAGUUUAGUUCGUUUGCUAUUGGUAAUGAAACGGAACUGUAUAAAAUAAAGGAUUUGGGUUCAUUCACCGGCAGCGGUGGUGACUCAUUUUCGUAUCAUAGAGGAAUGAACUUUUCAACGCAUGAUCGUGAUAACGAUCUAUAUUCAAUGAAUUGCGCAAGAAAUUAUUACGGUGCAUGGUGGUAUAAAAAUUGCUAUCACAGCAAUUUGAACGGCCAGUACACUAGCGGCCAGUUUAAUCAAAAGUCCAUGUGUUGGAACUCAUUUCCGAAAGCGAAUACAGGUUUGCAGCGCUCCAAGAUCAUGAUACGCGAAGUUUGAGUCAUUAGGAAUGUCUCGACCUGCCUUGAACUUGCCGGAUGCCAUAUAAGGAGUGCGUCUUCCUUUUUCUUGAACACAGAGCCACCGUACCAGAACCGAAUCGAACAGGAGGCAUAAUAAAAU
Sabethes cyaneus is the source of this 1084-nucleotide messenger RNA. Its product is annotated as microfibril-associated glycoprotein 4-like. Bases 38 to 961 code for a protein of 307 amino acids. The record is from RefSeq and is a predicted model, not a curated record. The transcript is spliced from 3 exons. Lineage: Eukaryota; Metazoa; Arthropoda; Insecta; Diptera; Culicidae.